CUCCUCAUCCUCCCUCCAUCUCCUCUCCUCCUUCCAUCUCCAGCAAACUUCAGGGACUUCAUUUCCCAGCAUGCUGUGCGCCGGUCCGCUGUGUUGGGUCAGCUGCGCACGCAUCCCCAGUGCAGACAGAGCCCGGAGCGGAGCAGCAUCCUCUAUAGAGCCCGGAUCCGCCCGCCGCCCGGUGCCAUGAUCAGGGCGGAACUCUCCAGAUCCUACCAAGAGUUGAAUGAAGAGACGGAGCAGCCCCAUGAGGAUAUAGAGAUACUGGACGAUGAGGAGGAGGAUGACCAGGAUGACCCGACCUCUACUGCUGUACCAGAGUUGGACAGGAAUAGCCCUCCGGUACGUUUCAGCAGGACUUGUCUGAAGAAUUUCUUCUCGGUUCUGCUAAUCUUUGUCUAUUUGCUGCUGAUGGGCGUCGCCGUGUUUCUGGUCUACCAAUCUAUAACGGACUUUCGGGAGAAGCUCAAGCACCCGGUCAUGUCUGUCUCAUAUAAGGAAGUCGAUGUAUAUGAGGCUCCUGGCAUUGCUCUGUAUCCGGGAAAAGCUGAACUCCUAAGCUGUGAACAUCAUCUGUAUGAUCACAUCCCGCCACUAAAAAACCCCGGCCAGCCUGGAGAGAACAGCUGUGUGACCCAGAAGAUCGACUACAUUGAUCCGUUCACCAACCAGACCAUGAAGCAUGCGCUCAUUGUUAAAGGCCCGCGUGAAGUGCGGAAGAGAGAGCUGGUCUUUCUGCAGUUCCACCUUAAUGAGACAGAACAAGACUUCAGCGCCAUCGACUACUUACUGUUCUCUUCUUUUCAGAAUUUCCUAACUAGUGCAAAUCAAACAAAAUUCAUGCAGGACUGUGAGAGUUCCUUCUCCAGCUGGAAGUUCUCCGGGGGAUUUCGCACAUGGGUGAAAAUGUCUCUUGUGAAGACAACGGAGGAAGAUGGAAGCCAAUCGGUGGAAUUCAAACAGGAGACAAGUGUGGUGAAUUUCAUUGAUCGGAGAUCAGCUGCUGAAAAGGGGGACCAGUUGUUCUUUGUGGUAUUUGAAUGGAAAGACCCGUACAUGCAAGAAAUUCAGGAUAUCAUCACUGCCAACCCCUGGAGCAUGAUCGCUCUCCUCUGUGGCGUCUUUCUGGUUUUAUUUAAGGCCGCCGACUUUGCCAAGCUCAGCGUGAAGUGGAUGAUCAAAAUCCGGAAGCGGCAUCUGAAGAAGAGAGCGCGGGAGCUGAACCACAUAAGCUGAGAUGGCGAUUGGACCAGCCGUCACUUCAUAGUGUUACAGAGGGAGCAGGAAGGUCAAGAACCGCUGUCAUUUGUCCCAUAAAAAGGAGAAUCGGCGGGAGGGCGUUGCUAAAAACUUUCUAGGUGUUAACUGUAAUGUAGGAUCAGCAUAGUCUUAGGCCCCUUUCACACCUGCGGAAC
Messenger RNA from Rana temporaria (common frog), 1415 nucleotides. It is a transcript of the gene PACC1, whose product is annotated as proton activated chloride channel 1. Lineage: Eukaryota; Metazoa; Chordata; Amphibia; Anura; Ranidae. Gene Ontology annotation, cellular component: cell surface. Bases 187 to 1236 code for a protein of 349 amino acids. The transcript is spliced from 8 exons. The record is from RefSeq and is a predicted model, not a curated record.